AUGUGCUUCCGUGCUGAUAUUGAAGGCUAUGCAGGCUCUCGGAUGAUCCGUGUCGCCCGAGAGAUUUUGGUCGCCUUCAAGGCACCUGAUUUAAAUACAGUUCAGACAAAUGUAGUGACAUGCAUGCAUAGAUUAGCGCAUGGGGUGCGUCGUGUUCUUCCAAACGUUCGCGCAGUCUCCAACCCGAAACAGGAAGGGUCGGGUGGAAGGCUCUGUGGAUCACAGCGCAGCAGGUGCGUCUCAUCUCUUGGCUAUGGCCAUCAGCCCCAUCGGUACAUCUGGUACGUGCGCAACUGGGCCCCUAGUCGGCCUGUUCGGGCUUCUGACAAAUAA
This is a messenger RNA of Pyricularia grisea, 333 nucleotides long. RefSeq lists its product as uncharacterized. NCBI's taxonomy places the organism in Eukaryota, Fungi, Ascomycota, Sordariomycetes, Magnaporthales, Pyriculariaceae. The transcript has 2 exons. The record is from RefSeq and is a predicted model, not a curated record. The coding region runs from base 1 to 333 and encodes 110 amino acids.